Molecule: messenger RNA, 3139 nt
Organism: Orussus abietinus
Lineage: Eukaryota; Metazoa; Arthropoda; Insecta; Hymenoptera; Orussidae
Product: FYVE, RhoGEF and PH domain-containing protein 4
Exons: 7
Coding region: 494-2698 (734 amino acids)
Biological process (GO): cytoskeleton organization; filopodium assembly
Cellular component (GO): cytoplasm
Molecular function (GO): metal ion binding; guanyl-nucleotide exchange factor activity
Source: RefSeq, a predicted model, not a curated record
UUCUACUUUAUUCACGUCUAUACUGUUAUCUCCCCACUAUACUUCCUGGUGAUCCAUGAGUGCGCCUUUGGACAUUUGGCGAUAAAUUGAAGGCACUAAUGAAACUUCUCCAGAAGUCGACGCACGGCAUAAGCAAAUUUGACACGCAUUUUAUCCCAUGCACUAGUUUUCAUGUAAAAAGUAACAUAACAUGUGUCGUAAACGUCAAACGUCAAACCUGUCAUUGAAUGCGACGAGCUGUCGUCUCGGCAAUGUCUGCACGUUUUGCUAUAUAGACGACAUAAGGGUGUCAAUUGAAAUAUAAUGAAGAGUAAAUGUCACCGUUUCCUCUGUAAUCCUCAGUAUUCCUCACGUAAUUGAUUUCAUUGCAGAGCUUACUAAUAAAGUAUUCAAUGCGUCAAGAUCGGGUUUCCCUGCCCGGAUCAACUAUGUCAGUAAUAGUAUUUGUAUUCUUGAUGUUACCUUGUCACUGGAAUGACAUUGCUGAAAAAGAAUGCAGAGAGGCCAGCUGAGGGACAUUUCGUCCUGGAUGGCUCGUUUGCUCCCAGAGCCAUCCGACGGAAGCAAUCUGAUGGAUACAUUUAGAAUGUUCAGCUCAAAAUCUCACUCGUCCACUAGUACAUUUUAUACAGAUUUGAUUGUUACCGACGACGAGGAGUCUACUGAUCAAAAACUCGAUGAACCACCGAUAAUACGUGAAUCUCGAUUUUUGGAGCAACAGAGUGGAACGAGCGAAGAUGGAAACUCGCAAGAUUCCGAUUCAAUAGGACCAGAGGAGCAUCAGUAUGCACGACAUUCCUUUCACAGAAUCACCAGCUUUGGUGGUUUUUCCCAAUUGCAACCUUUUAUUGUGUCAGCUUCAGAUACCACUGAAUGUGAAAAUGUUGACAAGCAAGAAGAAAUUUCAAGUGAAGCAUCAUUCAUUAAAAUGUCCCGUAGUGUUUUAGAAUAUAGAAAUAGUAGGUAUGCAGCCACAGAGAGAAAUUCACACCAAUUCAAAUUAAAUUCAUAUACUGUUAGUGAGUCUGAAAGUGAAGAGGAAACCGAGGAAACUAAGUCUUCAAAGACGAAUUCAUUAACAGCCUUAAAUGAGACGGAUAAACCAGAAUCAGAGAUAAAAUCACAUUCAAAAGAAAUUUCGGAAGCAAAAAGAAAAAGGGUGCAGCGAGUAGCUGAAGAGUUACUAGCAACUGAACGCAAUUAUGUUAAUGUCCUUCACCUAAUCGACCAAGUAUUCCAAUUUAGAGUAGACCAAGAGAAUAGAGCACACCCAAUGUUCUCACAGGAGACAGUACAACACAUGUUCUCGAAUAUAAAGUCAAUUUACAAGUUCCAUAAUGAUUUUCUCCUGCCGCAGCUAGAAGAAAGAAUGCACAACUGGAACACUGAUCCCAGAAUCGGUGAUAUCAUGAAAAAUUUUGCACCUUUUCUGAAAAUGUACACCGAAUAUGUGAAGAAUUUCGAUUAUGCCAUGAACCUUAUAAACACGUUACAAAAUAAAGUUCCAAGAUUUGCAGCUAUUAUCAAUGACAUUCAGAAAUUGGAGGAGUGCGCCAAACUCUCUCUAGCUCAUCAUAUGCUAAGUCCCAUUCAGAGGUUACCAAGAUACGAACUUCUUUUGAAGGACUACUUAAAAAACCUUACUAAAGACAAUCCUGAUUAUGAGGAUACAAAAAGAGCCUUAGAAUUAGUAUCAAUAGCAGCAAACCACACUAAUGAAGCAAUGAAAAUGAUUGAUAAGUUUAAGAAGCUUUUAGAAAUUCAAGAAAGUAUAUAUGACGAUAUAGAUCUAGUCAGUGCAACACGUGAACUCGUUAAGGAAGGCCGUAUUGUAAAAAUUUCUGCAAGAAGUGGCGAUCAUCAAGAAAGGCAUUUGUUUUUGCUGAGUGAUCUACUGCUUCUGUGUUCAAUGAGACUGAUACCUGGACCUAUGUACCGUUUACGGGCUAAAUUCAUGGUUGAAAAUUUACAAGUAGUCGAAGGUGAUAAUUUAGAAACGGCUAAUACCUUUUACAUCAGGGACGAACACAAAAGCGUAGAGUUGUACACACAUCAAGCUGCUGAAAAAGCAGCCUGGCUGGAUGCUCUUUUCCAAACAAUGCGAGAAAUAACGAGGCGCAAAGCUAGUCUGAAAACUGGAACAGUUAAAACGUCAUUAGUUAAGACCGAUGAAGUGACAAAGUGUAUGGUCUGCGAAGUAUUUUUUUCAGUUAUGAAAAGAAAACACAACUGUCGAGCGUGUGGAAUUGUGGUUUGCAGCAAGUGUUCAAACCAAAAACUAUUAUUCGAAGACAAUAGAAAUAUGAGAGUAUGUAGGCUGUGCCAUGCUGCCCUAACUCAGCCUUUUAAUAAAUCCCCGUCUUCACCGCCUGGACCGGCUCCAAGUCUGCUUCAAGUUUCAGCUAAUGCUCCGUCAGUAUUGUCUAGUUAUAUGUUGCUGAAAACUCAGGCAAGCAAGCCUUGGACCAGAAGAUGGUUCGCACUUCAUUCCGAUUUCGUUCUGUACUCGUUCAAGUCAGAUACAGAUAAAUUGGCAAUGACAGCAACUCCAAUGCCGGGUUUCACGGUCACCGAGGGUACAAAUUUGCACGACGAGGAUCCUUUAAGCAUGAGAGAUCGAGAAAGAGCUUUCAAAAUCCAUCACUCUCGGAAGUACUAUUACUUGCAAGCAAGUUCGGAACAAGAUACAGAGAAGUAGGUGGGUACAUGCUCUGCAACUGGCGACAAAAGCAGAACUACCUCAAUCCGUUCAAGCCGAAGAUAAUAACGCAGAGAAUUAAUCGAUAGCUCACGCACAAUGAUCUAUAUCUUGAAUCACCCGCUAGCCAAUUUCGAGAGGAUGUAUUUGUAAUCGAGUAUCUGCCGAUGUAACAUAAUCACUAGUAAAUGUACGUAAUAUUAAUUUAUAUUAUAUAUAUAUAGUGUAAUUAAUGUACGAUCAAGUCAAUUGACUAAUGCAAUCAAAGCGCUUGUUGUUUUGUAAUAUUGUGUUAUAAUAUAUUUAAAUAUAUAUGUCGAUCGGGGAUCGAUCGCCGAGCAUUGCAUCGUGCGUAUGUAACACAGAUAUCCGUGUUUAAAAUUGAAAUUAUGGCUUACAUUAUUUAUAGUGAACUCUUUGAGUUUGGCAAUAAAUUCUUUC